AAAGUGAAAAAAACAAUAACAAUGAAUGAUCAGGACAAAGGGUUUAACCUUGGGACCGUAGGUGCCCUUACGUUGUCUGUCGUCUCGUCGGUUUCCAUUGUCAUCUGCAAUAAAGCUCUCAUGACCUCUCUGCAUUUCAUUUUCGCUACGACUCUGACGAGCUGGCAUUUGCUGGUGACUUAUUGUUCUCUUCAUGUGGCACUGAGGAUGAAUUUUUUCGAGCACAAGGCCAUCGAUUUUCAGACCAAUAUUGGAUUCGGAAUCUUGAAUGGGAUUUCUAUUGGAUUGCUAAACCUCAGCUUAGGUUUCAAUUCUGUCGGUUUCUAUCAGAUGACAAAGUUAGCCAUUAUUCCAUGCACCAUACUCUUGGAGACCCUUUUCUUAGGCAAAACUUUCAGUAGGAACAUUAAGAUAUCUUUGACGAUUCUGCUAAUUGGAGUUGGAAUAGCAACGGUUACUGAUCUGCAGCUCAACAUCUUGGGCUCUUUUCUCUCUCUACUUGCAGUGCUUACCACUUGUGUUGCUCAAAUUAUGACAAAUACCAUUCAGAAGAAGCAUAAGGUGUCUUCAACCCAACUUCUAUACCAAUCUUGUCUGUAUCAGUCGAUAACUUUGCUAAUCUCCGGCCCGUUUCUGGAUAAGCUUUUGACGAACCAAGACGUAUUUGCCUUCAGCUAUACACAAGAAGUCGUGAUUUUCAUCACUUUGUCGUGUCUCAUCUCCAUCUCAGUUAAUUUCAGCACGUUCCUUGUGAUAGGAAAGACAUCGCCCGUCACCUAUCAAGUUCUUGGACACCUUAAAACUUGCUUAGUAUUAGCAUUCGGUUACAUCUUACUUCGCGAUCCUUUCAAUUGGCGAAAUAUUUUUGGGAUAAUGGUUGCGUUAGUUGGAAUGAUUCUAUACUCUUAUUUUUGCACGAUCGAGAGUCAGACAAAGGCUGAUAACCCCCCGGCCCUCAGUCAGCCGAAAGACAUCGAGGCUGAUCCACUUCUCCCGGCUGAAAAGGAUUCGGUAAAUCUGAAUGAGAUAACAGUCCCUAAAGGCUCAACUUGGGAAUUGAACAAAGAUUUGCACGCUUGA
This is a messenger RNA of Andrographis paniculata, 1080 nucleotides long. Its product is annotated as UDP-xylose transporter 2-like. Lineage: Eukaryota; Viridiplantae; Streptophyta; Magnoliopsida; Lamiales; Acanthaceae. Bases 22 to 1080 code for a protein of 352 amino acids. The record is from RefSeq and is a predicted model, not a curated record. The transcript is spliced from 7 exons. Gene Ontology annotation, cellular component: Golgi apparatus. Gene Ontology annotation, molecular function: UDP-xylose transmembrane transporter activity; antiporter activity.